Spodoptera littoralis (African cotton leafworm) is the source of this 900-nucleotide messenger RNA. NCBI's taxonomy places the organism in Eukaryota, Metazoa, Arthropoda, Insecta, Lepidoptera, Noctuidae. The record is from the annotation of a GenBank genome assembly.
AUGACGAGCCACGUUAAAAUACGUUUAGCUUCAGAAAGAGUUAAUCAUUCUGUACCAACUAAUAGGGAAUUACCUCGAUUCUAUACUCCUGGUGAAGUUGUAACAGGCAUGGAGGAUUUUAUGCGGGGUCAUGGUACUUACGCGUCAGACGACUGUUUAAAAGCUUCCGUAGCUGGAGUAAUGCAAAAAGUAAACAAGUUGAUAUGUGUCCGACCGUUGAAGAAUCGGUACGUCGGUGAAAUAGGAGACGUAGUAGUGGGGCGAGUUCUUGAAGUCCAGCAGAGGAGAUGGAAAGUUGAAACUAAUUCUCGUUUGGAUUCUGUGCUACAGUUAUCAUCGGUGAAUCUGCCUGGAGGAGAGCUGAGGCGUAGAUCAGCUGAAGAUGAGCAGAUGAUGAGGAAACAUCUGCAGGAAGGUGACCUGAUCAGUGCAGAGGUACAGAGUGUGUUCUCAGAUGGUUCACUGUCACUGCACACCAGGAGUUUGAAAUAUGGCAAGCUGUCACAAGGUAUAUUAAUGAAAGUUUUUCCUUCACUGAUCAAACGCAGAAAGAAUCACUUUCACAACCUGCCGUGUGGUAUAUCAGUGAUCAUUGGCAACAAUGGCUACAUCUGGAUCAGUCCACCAGAACAAAAUAACAUGGUGGAAGAAGAGAAAGAUGAAAUUGUUAAUGUUGAAGUACAGUGUAUUAGCAGAUCGGACAGAGAAACUAUGGCAAGAGUGAGGAACUGCAUAGCUGCUCUAGUUGCAUCCAAAAUGUUACUAGACGACACAAGCAUCAUGUUUGCGUAUGAAGAGAGUCUCAAGUACGACAAUGUUAAAGAACUACUAGACCCUGAAGCUAUGCUCGAUGUAGCCUUCUUAACACAACAUAGAAUAAAUAAUGUUUUAGAAGAGUAA